UUGAACCAAGGCUUCCCGAAGGAGAUCAGUGCUGCAACAGCCGAGUUCUCCAUGGAAACGCUCGACGACCGAAAGGGAUUGAAGCUGGUGGAGAACGCAAGGAGAAAGCUGGUCGGAGCAAACAGUUGCUGGCAAAACGCUUACCGAAACCUUUUCUCUGGUUGUGCAGAGAUCAUAGCCGAUAAAGAGAAGCAAUCGAGAUUAGCUUGGCAGCUCAGUGAUUGCUUUCAGAUAGACUCCGGGAGAUCAGCUUUUCCGAGUUGUGAUGCAGGGGCUCCGAUGUUGAGAUGUCUCAAGACGUUAGAUGAUGUGGAGCACAAGGUCUACCUCGAGUUCUUCUUGGAGACCAACUCCAUCUGCCACCAGUUACAGACUGAUGCAUUCAAGCAUGACACAGAGAGGUUGGUCAAUGAUUUACUGAGAUCAGCUCAGUUUGCAGAACAGAAGUUGGAUGUCAUGGAAGAGAAAUCCGAGCAGCUACUGCAGCACUCCGAUAAAGUCCAGGAUUCAUUAGCUUCCAUCAACCUCCAGAACCAGCAAUUAUCCCAAGCAUCAAGUGCUGUCGAGGCCCAGAUCCAUGACGUGUUGGAGCACUCCAAGGCGAUCUUUGAGCAGUCCAAAGAGAUAGCAGCUUCGCAGGUAGAGCUGCAAGGAGGACAGCUCGACAUGAAAGAGAAGCUCAUCUCCGGCAUGGCAAGCUUGCAGGAGUCCUACAAGAGUUUGGAUGACGGGAUGCUGAAGCUAAGGGAGGAAGCUGUAGAAAUCGAAAGAGAAAUACAGGUAGUUGGGACCUCCAUGUCCUCAAAGAUGCAGAAUCUUCAAAGCAAAGCCGACGAUAUUGGUAGUGUUGCAGGCUUGUCCUUGGAGAAACAGAAGCAGCUUCUCGACAGGCAGGCUUUGGCCCUCGAAGGCCUCGAUUUCCUCACCAAGUUUCAAUCCCAAGCGCUUGAAGAAAGCCGGGACACCUUGCAAAGACUAGCAGAGCUCGGUAACAAGCAGCAAGAGGAGCUACUCCUCGGACAAGAGCAAAUCCAACAGGCUCAUGACCGUCUGAUUCGGAACUCUCAAUCGAUAUUAGCAGCUCAGGAAGAAUUCGAAACGAAGCAAGCAAACAUUUUCGCUGCUCUGGACAAGCUCUUCGCGCUGCACAACGCAAUUCUAGUAGAAUCACGAUUCAUGAAGGCUUUCUUCUUCUACUCCUGCGUGAUCUUUCUUCUCUACAUGCUCACUAGUACGAAACAGACAUACAGCAUCCGAGCACGCCUUUACUUAGGUCUCUGUACCACAUUUGUGCUCGAGGUCCUCAUCGUUCGAUUUGGUGGCGAUGACUUCGAUCAGCAGUCUCGAAUCAUGUCCAAAGUGUUCCUAACUCGAUCCUCGUUUCUGGUUGCUUCAACCAUCCAAAUCAUUCAUUCUUUGUUUACCUACAGAGACUAUGAGAUAUUAAAUCAUCAGUUGCUGCUAACGUUGGUGGAGAAGGUUCGGAUAAUGGAACAAAAUGAAGGAAACAAGUUCUUGGCUUUCGGCUCAGAGAGUGACAUAAGUGUGAGCCAGUACUCAUGGAUGUACGAUGAGUUGCCGGAAGACAUCGAUGACAAGGUUGAUCCAGAUUAUAUAUUGCCGGAGGAAGAAGUUGGGGAGAAUUCCAUCACUGUAAUCUCAGACAGCAGAAAAUACAACCUUAGGCCUCGUCGUAGGCAAUGAACUCUCAAUUGUUAUU
Molecule: messenger RNA, 1720 nt
Organism: Musa acuminata subsp. malaccensis (wild Malaysian banana)
Lineage: Eukaryota; Viridiplantae; Streptophyta; Magnoliopsida; Zingiberales; Musaceae
Product: protein GAMETE EXPRESSED 1
Source: RefSeq, a predicted model, not a curated record